AUGAAGGAUCUAUCAGAAUAUUUGUUAAUAGUUGGAGGGGUCAUGUGUAGUUUAUUCUACUGUAAGCGAAAGGGAAUUUGGUUUGGUGCGCGCUUUGGAGAUUCGCGUGGGAGCUGUCUAGCGUGUGACUGUAUGGGAAGCAAAGCACUUAUUCGGAGCACAAACCUAGGGAAAUUGAAACCUAAUUUAAAAGGAUCUGAGAAGGAAGAAUACCCACAAUGUAGCAGAGAGGUGAAAAUGGCCGGGAAAUCUAAUAAAGGGAGGAACCGAAGAGGGUCCAAUAACACAACAAGUUCUUCAGAGCCAAUGGCUUCAUCCGAUGCUCCUGUGAAAGAUGACAUAGCUGCUUCAGAAGCUGGUGUAGCCACUGUUAAUGGAGUACCGGCUGGGAGUGAAUCAACUAAUGGCGCCUCAGAGAUAAUGGAGUCUGACACAGCAAAUUCUGCAAGCGAAGCGAAGCAAGGUGAUCUUCAUCUUUACCCUGUCUCUGUCAAGACACAAAGUAGCGAGAAGCUUGAGCUACAAUUGAAUCCGGGAGAUUCUGUCAUGGAUGUAAGACAAUUCCUUCUUGAUGCUCCUGAGACGUGUUUCUUUACAUGCUAUGACUUGUUGCUGCACACAAAGGAUGGUUCAACUCAUCAACUAGAAGAUUAUAAUGAAAUAUCUGAAGUAGCUGACAUUACUUCUGGUGGUUGCUCCUUGGAGAUGGUUGCUGGUCUUAGAGAUCCAUUUACGAAAUCUUCUAACAUGGAAACUUUUUUGGCAGCACCUUAUGAUGAUAGAUCAAUCAGGGCUCAUGUUCACCGCACAAGAGAAUUGCUUUCACUUUCUACACUUCAUGCUUCAUUAUCAACAUCCCUUGCUUUAGAGUAUGAGACAGCACAAAACAAAGCUCCAGGUUCAGACGCUGGAAAAACUGAGGUACCUGAGCUUGAUGGUAUGGGAUUUAUGGAGGAUGUUGCAGGCUCAGUUGGUAAAUUGUUAUCAUUCCCAAGAAAGGAGAUCAAGUGUGUGGACAGUAUGUUCUAUGUCAAUUCAAGCACAGAGAAUGUCCUUGACCCAAGGCCUAGCAAAGCUGCUUCUGAAGCAACUACCCUCGUUGGACUUCUGCAGAAAAUCAGUCCCAAGUUCAAAAAAGGUAAAGCUUUUCGUGAAAUUUUGGAGCGUAAGGGUUCUGCACACCCUUUUGAAAACGUUCAAUCUCUCCUGCCACCAAAUUCGUGGCUUGGAUUAUACCCAGUUCCUGAUCAUAGACGUGAUGCUGCUAGAGCGGAGGAUGCACUAACUCUUUCAUAUGGUAGUGAGUUGAUUGGCAUGCAAAGAGAUUGGAAUGAGGAGUUGCAAUCCUGUCGGGAAUUUCCCCAUUCAACUCCUCAGGAAAGGAUAUUGCGUGAUAGGGCUCUCUACAAAGUGACUUCUGACUUUGUUGAUGCAGCAAUUAAAGGUGCUAUUGGAGUCAUCAGCAGAUGUAUUCCCCCCAUAAAUCCAACUGAUCCAGAGUAUGUUCACAACAAUAUAUUCUUCAGUUUUGCUGUGGAUGCGGACCUUGAACUGCUUUCCAAGAAAUGCAAUUCAGAUACUAGUUCAAAGACCGAGAACACUAGUUCUUCGAUUAAUUCAUCUGAAAAGGUUACCCGCGAUUUGCAUGGGGAUGGUGGAAUUGCUAAUGGAGUGAAAUGUGACGGAUCAACUACAGAAGUGGUGGAAUUGCCUCCUGAAUCAUCUUCUGAGCCGCAGUUGGCUGAGAGUGAACAAGCUACAUAUGCUUCGGCAAAUAAUGAUCUGAAAGGCACCAAAGCCUACCAGGAAGCUGAUGUCCCUGGUUUAUAUAAUCUUGCCAUGGCCAUAAUUGAUUACAGGGGUCACAGAGUGGUAGCCCAGAGUGUCUUACCUGGCAUUCUUCAAGGGGAUAAAUCAGACUCUCUUCUGUAUGGUUCUGUUGAUAAUGGCAAGAAAAUAUGCUGGAAUGAAGAUUUUCAUUCCAAGGUGGUCGAAGCUGCCAAACGCCUUCAUCUAAAGGAACACACUGUCCUAGAUGGAUCUGGGGAUGCUUUCAAAUUAGCUGCACCAGUAGAAUGCAAGGGCAUUGUUGGUAGUGAUGACAGGCAUUAUUUACUGGACUUGAUGAGAGUAACUCCACGUGAUGCGAACCAUACCGGACCUGGCUCACGGUUUUGCAUAUUGAGACCAGAAUUAAUCACUGCCUUUUGUCAGAAGGCUGAAGCUGUGGCAAGAUUGAAGAGUAGACCUACAUCUGAGGGAGGGGCUCAAGUGGCUGCAGAUUCUACAGAAGUUGCUGGUGCUGAUGAGCAAGUUAAACCUGAGGAAGCUGCAGCUUCCAUCAACAAUCAAGAGAUUGCUAAAGAAGGGAAAGCUGACACUGUAGAAGAGUGUGCUGCUACUCAUGCUGGAAGCCCUGAACCUUGUGAAGAAAUACUUUUUAACCCUAAUGUUUUUACGGAGUUCAAGUUGUCUGGGAAUCUGGAGGAGAUUGCAGCAGAUGAAGAAAAUGUGAAGAAAGUUAGUUCGUAUCUUGCAAAUACCGUACUUCCAAAGUUCAUCCAAGAUCUUUGCUCACUUGAAGUCUCACCCAUGGAUGGACAGACUCUGACCGAAGCACUACAUGCUCAUGGAAUUAAUGUUCGCUACAUGGGAAAGGUAGCCGAAGGAACAAAACACUUACCUCAUCUAUGGGAUCUUUGUUCCAAUGAGAUUGUUGUCAGGUCUGCAAAGCACAUCCUCAAGGUCUUCAAAUUAAUGCAAGGCCUAUUACAUGUGCAUGUUGACUCUGUCAUGUCUUGGCAACUAGGCUGCCUUGUUUUCUUAGCUAGGUCAGGCAUCUAUCUUCAGGUGAUUUAUGUUGCAUGUGCAAACCUGUCUUGGACAGAAGUAGCUUUGGUUCCAUCCUUUUUAAUGCAUUUUGAUGCUCAAUAUGAAAAAGAUCUUCUCAGGGACACAGGUGAUAAUGAUCUAGGGCCAGCAAUCUCUCAUUUUUUCAACUGUUUCUUUGGAAGCUGUGAAGCUGCUGGCAUAAAAGUUUCAGUGAAUAGUUCACAUUCAAGAGCAACAAAGAAAGAACAAACUGGCAAUCAGUCUUCAGGGAAAUCCUCUAGGGGCCAAACAAGGUGGAAAGGAGCAUCCACAAGAAAGAACCAAUCCUCAUAUAUGAUUGUUAGCUCAGAAAGUCUAUGGUCUGACAUUCAGGAACUUGCAAAGCUCAAAUAUGAGUUUGAGUUGCCAGAGGAUGCGAGGUCACAGGUGAAGAAAGUCUCAGUUAUACGUAACCUUUGCCAAAAGGUGGGCAUUACCAUUGCAGCUCGCAAAUAUGAUCUCAAUGCUACAGUGCCUUUCCAAAUGUCAGAUAUCUUGAAUAUCCAACCUGUGGUGAAGCAUUCAGUUCCUCUAUGUUCAGAAGCUAAGGAUCUUGUGGAAACAGGAAAAGUUCAAUUGGCUGAGGGGAUGCUUAGUGAAGCCUACACAUUAUUUUCUGAGGCAUUUUCCAUUCUUCAACAGGUGACUGGUCCGAUGCAUCGGGAGGUUGCCAACUGUUGUCGGUAG
Dovyalis caffra is the source of this 3558-nucleotide messenger RNA. NCBI's taxonomy places the organism in Eukaryota, Viridiplantae, Streptophyta, Magnoliopsida, Malpighiales, Salicaceae. The record is from the annotation of a GenBank genome assembly.